AUGCCCCAUCAGUUGACUGGCACUAGUGUAUUUGGUUUAAUUGAUCAGGAAUCUGGUUCGUGGGAUCAUUCGAUUUUGUCAGACCUCUUCCUAUCAGAUGAUGUGGAUCCUAUACUAAAAAUCCCAAUAGCUCCAGAAUUUGAGGAUUCGUGGUAUUGGUUCGGGGACCCGAAAGAUUCAUUUAUACAGGAAGUCAGAGGAUGUAAUGUUAGUAUACGAGUUCCUGUGCUUCCUAGAGCCUAUGAUGAUCUUUGGGAUGGGAAAAUAUCACUGCACGAGGCAGUGAAACAGGGAUUUCAUGCUCAAUUCAGUUCCCCUAUGGGAGCUUGUACAGCCUGCGUAAACUCAGGUGGAAGAUGCGGAUCAGAUAAUGAAGAUAAAUUAACCUGCCUUUGUAGAGAGGGGUCUUAUCCUGCAGUGUGUCCUACAAAUAAUGGGAAAAGAUAUGGAAUGAAGCUGGCUUUAGGUAUUACAGCAUCUGCAAUGGCAGUCUUUGCUACUGUAAUUUGCUACUAUGUAUACAGGUUCCGUGAAAACAGAAAAAUAAAGGAACAAAAAAAUUUUGAGGCCCUCAUUAGGCAAUAUGGAUCUUUGGCCCCCAAGAGAUACAAAUUUUCAGAAAUAAAGAAAAUGACACAAUCAUUCAAGGAUAAACUUGGUCAAGGAGGAUAUGGAGGUGUUUAUAAAGGAAAAUUAUCGGCUAAUGGUCGCCCUAUUGCCGUCAAGAUUCUAAAUGUUUAUGAUGGAGGAGAUGGUGAAGAAUUUAUCAACGAGGUUGCAAGUAUUAGUCAAACAUCCCAUGUUAAUGUUGUUACUCUUUUGGGGUUCUGCCUCGAUGGUAAUAAAAGGGCCCUUGUUUACGAGUUCAUGGCAAAUGGAUCGCUUGAAAAAUACAUAUAUGGUGAAAGUCGUUUGAGUUGGGAACAAUUCUACCAAAUUGCACUAGGGACUGCUCGAGGUCUAGAGUAUUUGCAUUGUAGGUGCAACACUCAAAUCCUUCAUUUCGACAUAAAGCCUCACAACAUUCUACUCGAUGACAGCUUCAAUCCCAAGAUAUCUGACUUCGGCUUGGCAAAGUUGUGCACUAUGAAAAAGAGCAACAUAUCAAUGGCAGGAACUCGAGGAACAAUUGGCUACAUUGCACCCGAAGUCUUCAGCAGAUGCUUUGGGGGCGUCUCGUACAAGUCAGAUGUCUACAGCUAUGGAAUGAUGGUUCUGGAAAUGGUUGGUGGAAGAAAGAAACCGUGUGGCGAAGCAAAGAACUCCAACGAGGUAUAUUUUGCCCGGUGGGCAUAUCAACGUCUUCUUCUCGACGAAGAUCUUAAGUUGCCGGAGGUUACAAGCGAAGAAGAAGAAGAAACUGCAAAGAAGAUGACAUUAAUAGGUCUUUGGUGCAUACAAACAGAUCCAUCACAAAGACCAUCAAUGAGCAAAGUUAUAGAAAUGUUAGAAUGCAGCUUAGAGGAUCUGGAAAUUCCACCCAAACCUUUCAUGUGUUCUCCUUUGGGGUCAGAAAAUGAUACUGAAACAUUAUUGGCACUACCUUUGUCUCCAAUGCAUGAAUCUUCUGCGUCUUCUUCAUCAUUUUGAUCUCAUAGUAUUCAAAAGAAUGUUCCAUACUGUAAUUUGUAAUCAAUGCAGGUACUUCUAUUUGGAAACAAAUUAAUUUGUC
Molecule: messenger RNA, 1672 nt
Organism: Ipomoea nil (Japanese morning glory)
Lineage: Eukaryota; Viridiplantae; Streptophyta; Magnoliopsida; Solanales; Convolvulaceae
Product: LEAF RUST 10 DISEASE-RESISTANCE LOCUS RECEPTOR-LIKE PROTEIN KINASE-like 2.4
Exons: 4
Coding region: 1-1590 (529 amino acids)
Biological process (GO): protein phosphorylation
Molecular function (GO): protein kinase activity; ATP binding
Source: RefSeq, a predicted model, not a curated record